AUGCUGCCCAAACACAUGGCCAACCAGCUGAAGGAGGGGAAGAGAGUGGAAGCAGGUGAAUGACACAUGGAGAGGAGAUGUGAGGAGAAUAGAAGAGAGGAAAGGUGCGGAGAGGCGAGUUGAGGAGAGAAGAGGAAAGGAGAGGGAAGGAGUGGAGAGAGGAAAGGAGAGAAGAUGAGAGGAAAAAAGAGGAGUGGAAAGGAAAUAAUUGGUGAGAGGAUUGGUGAAGUAUGUGAAAUGCCCUAGUAGUAUACAGUAGCCUAUGCCUCCCUUGCUCUGACACACAACAGACAGUAAAAGAUGUACAGAGUGGAAUUGGGGGGAAUUUUUAAGGAUAUUUCCCUGCCCUGCUGCAGUGUAUUACAUAUUUAAUGGCAUGAGCUCCAGAUUGAGACAGCCCCACAACACAGCCAGCAGCUGGUGGCUCCCAGACACAUCUCUCUUUGAAGCACAGAACACAGAAAGACAGAGAGACACAGACAGACGGACAUGCAUGCACAAGGCACACACACAACUCUCGUGCAUAAACAGCACAUGCACGCGCGUGCACACACAAAAUGAAUUGAGAUGAAUCGACAGGCCAGCUACAUGUGAAUAAGGAUUAAGCAGAAUAACUUGUUUUCACUAUUGUUCUCAACAUUGCAAAAGGACAGUGGUAUAUUUAUGGAAAUGGCCAUAUGGUCGGUGGUGGCUGUGGUUAUGUUUGCUCUAAAGGAGAGUUCAAGGAGUGCACCAUCCUCUUCAGUGACGUGGUCACCUUCACCAACAUCUGCUCGGAGUGUGAGCACAUCCAGAUCGUCAACAUGCUCAACUCCAUGUACCUCAAGUUCAACCGGCUCACCACAGUACACACAGUUUACAAGGUAACACAAUAUUACAUUUGUCAGAUACGCUAAACACAAUGAUUUAUCAUUCAUAAUUUAAACAUCUAAUGAAUGAUUCUACAUAUCCAUCUAUUCAUUCAUCUUGACCAGGCAGCCUGGAAUAGCCAUUUCAGUAUUUAUCUGACCAAUAUCAAUCUGCCUGUGUGCAUCAGAUGGAGACCACAGGCCUACAUGUUGGUAGGUGGCGUGCCCAUCCCAGUGUCCAGCCAUUCUGAGAGGGUGGCCAACUUUGCCCUGGACUUGAUCAUAGGAGCUAGGGAGGUCAUCAACCCCAUCACAGUAGGGCCUAUCAAGGUGAGACCCACAGAUGGCUGGUGUGUUUGAAUGCUGGAUUGAUUCUUCCCUAUAUAUUUCUGUAACAGCAUUGUUCCAUUGAUCCAAAUCCAAAGGGUUGUAUUUCCCUGCCCUUGUCUUUCUUUUUGAGCUGAUCUUUCACAGUUCUCCUGCUAGUUUAUUAUCACAAUACAAUACCUCUCUCUGUGUCUGAGGUUGGUCUAGUGGGUAACACAGCCGCCAGCAGCACAUAAAUGUCACCCCCCAGCGUGGAUACGAAUCCUUCCACUACUCAAUGCUCAUUUCCACCGAUUUCUGUCUCAAUAAAGUAAAAAUAUCCCACAAAAUACAUUUAAAAAACAACCAAUAUCUGUAGAUCUGGGUGGGGGAGAAGAUGCCUCGAUACUGCCUGUUCGGAGACAGUAAACACAGCGUCUCGCAUGGCGAGCCACGGCCUCCCCAACAAGAUCCACCUCAGCUCUAG
Messenger RNA from Coregonus sp. 'balchen', 1641 nucleotides. NCBI's taxonomy places the organism in Eukaryota, Metazoa, Chordata, Actinopteri, Salmoniformes, Salmonidae. The record is from the annotation of a GenBank genome assembly.